AUGAUUCCGAACCUUCAUGGGAAACGCGAUCGUUACCUAUACCAUGUUGGAGUAUUCACCGCCGUGUGCGUCGGUGUCGACAUCCUCGUCUCCUGCUCGAGCUGGUUCGCCGAGGUGAGGCUGUUGAACACGAUCGUGCUCGUGGCGCUCUCGGCCAGCGCCUUCUGCGCAGGUUCCCUGACCAGUCGGCGUCAGCACACGGUCGCCAGCAGCGCCGAGGCGCUUCCAAUGAAGAAGGUCGUCCAGACCAGGAGCACUCCCCGUGCAGGCGGGUGCCACGCCGGGCAGAAGGCCCAGGAGCCGGUGCGUGCCACGGCCACGCAGCCCGAGGCCCGCGAGGCGCUGCCCGCGGCACCCGACGACGUCGGCGCGGCCACCUCCGCGGGCGCACGGGCCCCCGCGGAGAGCGAGGGGGGCACGGUGGGGCAGGAGCAGCCCGGGCAGGCGGGGAGCGGCGCGCGCGGCCUCGCCCCGGCAGGAGAACAGAAGAUGGUCUCCCCCGUGGACGCUGCGGUCGGCCAGAGCUUGCCGGCUUGGGGCGUCGAGGUGAGGGCACCAGCAGCGAAAGAGGCACGGGCCCUGGGCGCUGCCACCGAGCGCACGACUCUGCGCGCAGGCUUUGCGGGGCUCUACAAUCUGGUGUACAUGCCGCACGACUUCCAGACCAUGGUGGGCAUGGGAUAUGCCUUUGUCAAUCUCGUCUCCGCGGACGUGCUCCCGCGCUUCAAGCUUGCCUUCGACGGCUUCAGGAAGUGGCCUCGCCCGUCGCAGAAGGUGUGCACCGUCCAGCUGUCCAAAACGCAGGGCCUGGAGGCGAACGUGCAUCGCUACCGGAACAGCCCUGGCAUGGGCCCGGGCCUUCCCGAGCACCUCAGGCCAGACGCCCGCCAGGGUGCUUUUGCGAGGCCCCCGGAGAAGCCCGGGGCUUGCGGGGGGCGGCUCGGCACCCCCGACUCCGGCCGAACCGCAGCGCCGGAGGCGCCGGAGGAGCUGCACGCGAAAUGGGCGCGGCUCCGGGCGCUCGGGGUGGCGGCGGCGGCCGCCGCCUGCAUGUCUGCUAUGCGUCAAGCCAUGGCCGCGCUUGAGAAGUCUAUCACCGUCCACGUGCAGGGACUCAGCUGCCAGGUCGAGCAGCGGCUCGCCAAGCAGGAGGCCACCACCAAGACGCUCCAGACCCGCAUGGACAUCAUGGCGGGCGAGAUCUCCGAACUCAAGAAGGCACAAACUACCACGGGGGAGUCGAGCCCCCUCUACGUCUCGGCGGACAAGAACUUGUGCCAGGUGCGGCGUGAGCUGGCCACCAAACUUGCCAGACGCGCGAUGUCCGAGACCUACCCGAAUGCUCAGCUGCACGCCGACAAGUCGACGGGCAUCAUCAGCUCCAACUGGAAGCCGCUCAUCAGGGUCACGCCCAGGCUUUCUGAACCGACAUUGGUCGAGUGGGAGACGACCAACCUCACCGCAGCGAACAUGUCCCGCGAGAACUUGGAGGAGACGCAUGGCAGUGAGUUCGACGUAGCCGACUUCUUACACUUCUCAGCCUCGGGGUAUGAGGCACACCACUCUUUCUUCUCCGAGCUGAACAAAGGCGGCGUGGUCACCCUGCUGCCUAGGAUCUCUUCUCUCCCUGGGGAUGGUAAGUACGUCGAUUCCACCGUGCUUGUGCAGGGGCGUGCCCUGCACACGAAGAUUUGCCUCGGCUCGGUCAACGGCUCCGUCAACGGCUCCCUCCACUUCAUCUCGCACUUCAACAUCCACAAUUUCGGGCUUACCCCCGCCCAGACCAGCCGCAUCCUGAGCGUCAUCCGCCACGAGCUCGAGAUCGCGAGCCGCGACACGGAACACUACCUGGUCGUCGUCACGGGCGACUUCAACAUUCCGCGUGACGCCCCGCUGCCUGCGCACCCCCUUCCUGGUGGGCUGGCUGAAGACCCUGCCGCGCCCGAGUUCCGCCGGCUGCUCCGCUCACCUUGGCAGCAGAUUUUCAAUGCGAUGGUCGAGCUCGACCCGCAAGACAAUACGCACUACAAUGGCUCUCGCCAACACACAUCCGCCAUCGACCGCAUCUUCAUAUCCUGGCCUGGCUGGAUCCUUACUCUGCUACAUCUGACCUCGGACGUUCGGGACCUCCCUGAAUCACUAGAACAACGGGGCCUCUCAGAUCACGCUCCCAUCCUGGCCUCGCUGCGUGCUCGACCUCCCCCUUCCCUGGACGACAGGCCGAUUCCCAGAUACCUGUUUGAACACCCGCAGUUCCAGAAGUAUGUGGAUGCCACCUGGCCCGCUAUUGAUAUCUCGGAGCUCUCACCCCCACUGGCCCUGGAAAUGUACAAAACCGUCCUGAAGGAGGGGGCCAGGUACGCCAGGGACGCGCUCUUCCAGGUGGCGUGCAAAAUUCAGAGGGGGUUCGUGCCGUCCAGGAACUUUGGGAACAACAUUGUGGAGCUCGAUGGGGCCUCGAGGGAAUACUCCCAGCAGGACGACGUCUCCGUAGCCAUGCCUCUGCUCGUCAGUUUCGAUUUUCAGCAGGCGCUAUGUUGGUUCUUCGCCGAGCUGUACCGCUGCGUCCAAUGCUGGUCGGCCAAUGCGUGUUCCUCGUCUAUCAACAACUCUGUCUAUGGAAACGCUGCGCUGCUCUACUACAUCCAGAGCGGCAUAGUGCAAGGUUGCCCUGGCUCGGGCUUCUUGUUCGCAGUGGCCGCGGACCCGUUCAUGCUUGAUUUCGACUGGAGUAUCAAUCGUCGUGCCCUCGGACUGGUUCGUGCUUGCGCCGACGACGUCGGUGCUGCCAUUAGGACCAUCAGGCUCUACUCGACAAGGGUCACCAGUGUCCUGACGUACGUCGCCCAGUUCAUGCCGCUCCCAGCGGAGAUUCUCUCAGGUACCAGCUGUGGCGGUAGGGCCUUCCCUCUUCCUUUCCCGCUGCAGGGGAGCCUCGAGCUGGUCCUGAGGAGCUUGGCCUCCUCCCCCAGCAAGUUCCAGCGGCACGCGAAGGCCGCCCUGCGCUUCCGGCAGCGCAGGGCCCUGCGCGGGGAGAGGCCCUGCUGCACAGAUGGCGUGCUGGCUGCCGCGGCGCUGCCGCUGCCGACAGCGGUGGGGAUCGCGGUGGAGCAGCUCCCAGUGCCCGUGCCCGAGCCGGCCGUGCCCUGCCCUCGCCUUCCGGGGGGGCAGAGCCGCUCCAUUUCCGACUGCGGCGUCGAGCUCCAGCCAGCCAUGCCUGCCACCUCUGCGAAAGAGCACCUCUCCAUCGUGAUCUGCGGGCAUGUUGACACUGGCAAGAGCACCACCACCGACCGCCUCCACUACGACCUGGGCUGCCUUCCGGAACUCGAACUGGAGCAGUUGAAGAAGGAGGCCGAACGCCUGGCAAAAGGCUCCAUCGCUUUCGCGUUCUAUAUGGACCGUCAGAAGAAGGAGCAGGAGUGCGGUGUGACCAGCGCCUGCACCACCCAAGACUUCUACACCGAGAAGCGGCACUACACCGUCGUCAUCGAUGCCCUAGGCCAUCGCGAUCCCAACAAGGCCGACUACCUUCUGAAGAAGUCAGACAGCAUGGGCUGGUGGAAAGGCUGCGAUGUCAAGUACGGCAAGGAUCGCGACACCGACAGAUACAAGCAGUCCCGCUAUGCCGAAGUCGCGAAAGAGUCGAAGAUCAUGCUGGUCAAGCACGGGUGGAACAAGGACUUCGUCAAGAAGGGCACGCCUGUAAUGCCAAGCUACGGCUGGAUGGGCGAUAACCUGCUAAAGAAGUCUGACAACAUGGGCUGGAGGAAGGACUACGUUGACAAGUACGAGAAGGCCCCAUCCACGUGGACACCGUCUUCGAUGUCCUGGUCGUGA
Molecule: messenger RNA, 3840 nt
Organism: Prorocentrum cordatum
Lineage: Eukaryota; Dinophyceae; Prorocentrales; Prorocentraceae
Source: the annotation of a GenBank genome assembly